GUUUAGUGAAAAGACAAACAUCACUCUGUUCAGACGCUUUUUGGAGUCAGAAAAUCGCAAGAAAACAUAAGGUACAACUUUUGGAAGGAAUAACUCUUAUCAUCAAAUAACACACAAUGGCCUACAAGUGGGUUCAAUCCUCCGCCUACUCCUCCCUGCCCGAGGAGGCAGUGGUGGGCGGCAACGACGAAGACGGCGCCAUGAUUUACGUGGGCAGGGCGGAGCACGAGGGCGACAUGCUGGUCUGCAAGGUGGUGCCCAGCAAGCAGCUGGGAUUCAUUUCGCAGCGAGGAGAGGCUCUGCCCAAGGACAUCUUCGAGGUGCUGUGCGGCCAGAAUCUGGUGUGGAUCAAGUGCUACGACCAUGUGAUUCCGGAGAACGCUGUGCUCUGCGGACGCACUUCGCUGGAUCAGCCGGUGUACAUUGGUCGUGGCCACUACGAGGGUCACCUGAUUAUCGGCAAAAUCUCCUCCGUCCAUCGCGCUCUUUUCAUCGCAUUUCGCGGUGCCGAACGGCGCCUGGACUCCUACGAGAUUCUGGUGGAGCAGCGUAGAGUGGUGCCAGGCUGGCAGCUGCCACCACCUCCUCCCCUAGAGGAGCCGGAAAAGUGUCCGCUCACACCGCCGCCACCGCCAUCUCCACCGGCAAUGGCGCCGCCACUGUCUGCCAAACCAUAUCCCUAUCCGCACUUGGCUGCCAUGCCAUUUCCUGACAGGCCUCCGGCUUACACACCCACUCCAGAUCCACUGCCGCCCGUUGGCGGUGUGGCGGUGCUGCCGAGUCCAACCCCACCGCCGCCAGCGGGAGGAGUGCUGGUCAUGCCACGACCACCACCGCCGGCAGGUGGAGUGCUGGUCAUGCCACCUCCUCCUCCCUCGUUCACUCCUGCUGAGGUCACUGCGGCGCCACCACCUUCGUUUGUUCCUGCCGAGGUCACUGCAGUGUCCGUUCCCGUGGGAGCAUCGUUUACACCCGCCUCCACCUAUAAUCCCUACGAGGCCGGAUGCUCGUCCUACACUCCGGCCGAAUGUGCUGCUCCUGCGGCAUAUGACGCCUACGGCUACGGCAACAACUAUGACAUUUGGGUGUCCGCCGAACCGGGCUAUUAUUACUCCCCCGAUGCCGUGAUCGGAGGUCAUGACAGCAACAUGGAGCAAUUGCUGGUGUGCAGGGCCUACUACCGCGGUGUCCAUGUGCCGGGCAAGGCCAUUCCCAGCCAGGGAUGUGGCUACAUAGCCCACGGGGGUCGCGAAAUCAUUGAGCCCUCAUAUCAAAUGCUGGUGGGCAGGGGCAAGUACCACUGGGUGCCAUCCUACGGCGGCAACGUUCCACCCGGAGCAGUAGUGGCCGGCACAACACCUGGCGGAGCACCACUCUACAUUGGACGGGGUCACUACCGCGGCAGCUUGACCCCCGGCGUCAUCGAGACCUACAACCGAUGCCUCCAGAUCCCAUUCGGUGGCCAGGAGAUCCGUCUGAGCAGCUACGAAGUUCUGGUCAGGAGCGAUAUUUACCACGGACAGCAGGCCAUACGCCUGGUUUACUGAAGUCGCGUUCAACCUGAGAAGUCCGAGAGCAGCUAGGCCAUGAAAGUCCUAUAAAGAUUAUUUAUUUCUGAUUAUAUCCUAUACAUAUCUUUGAGUAAUGUUGCACAGUAUUUAUUUCUAUAAAAUCAUUCAUAACUUUGUGUAAUGUUUCAAAAUAUUUAUUUCUAUAAAUUCAUACAUAACUUUGUGUAAUGUGACAAAAUAUUUAUUUCUAUAAAUCCAUGCAUGUCUUUGUGCAAUGUGGAAAAGUGUGCACUUAACUUUCAGAUGCAUUUUUAUCAACCACAUUACUAUAUUUAUACACCCACUGAAUAUUAAGUGCAACUAUAUUUGCAUAUGUGCAAACACUUUAAUAUGAAACUACCUCUGGAAAUACCUUAUAAAGAUUACCCUAUGUGUAAACUGCUUUAGUAAAUAAAUCUAUUGUUUAUUUACGGGCUGAGAUACUUGUGCACUAAUUAUA
This is a messenger RNA of Drosophila teissieri, 2010 nucleotides long. RefSeq names its product protein transport protein Sec24-like At4g32640. The record is from RefSeq and is a predicted model, not a curated record. The coding region runs from base 117 to 1547 and encodes 476 amino acids. Lineage: Eukaryota; Metazoa; Arthropoda; Insecta; Diptera; Drosophilidae. The transcript is spliced from 2 exons.